GAAGUGUUUUGUUGCUGCAGCUUCAAGUCGCAUGCAGAACGAGUCUGUCCGAGGGGGGAAAGCGAGAGAAGCGGCGCAGAGAUAAUAGGAGGAGCGGGGCUCUUGUGUUUCACAUUAGAGGAGCAGAGGAGGGGGACACGGCCUGGACGCGAGGAUAAGGUGUCUCACACCGAAAGCAGAGAGAGAGAGGGAGAGAAAAAAACAGAAGAGCCGCUUCUCUUGUAUCGGAAAAUGGAACUACCCGCUGCGGGAGAGCACGUCUUUGCGGUGGAGAGCAUCGAGAAGAAGCGCAGCAGAAAGGGCAGGGUCGAGUAUCUGGUCAAGUGGCGAGGAUGGUCCCCAAAAUACAACACGUGGGAGCCAGAGGAAAACAUCUUGGACCCAAGGCUGCUUGAUGCUUUCCAAGACAGAGAACGUCAAGAGCAGCUGAUGGGAUACCGCAAGAGAGGCCCCAAGCCCAAGCACCUUCUGGUUCAGGUCCCUUCAUUUGCCCGGAGAUCCAGUAUUCUGGCCGACCUCCACGAGGCGUCCCUGGACCAGGACGGCUGCGAGAAGUCCAGUCCUAUCCAGAUGCUCCGUCCCCAAGGCCAGCAGUACCAGCUGAACAGCAAGAAGCACCACCAGUACCAGCCACUGUGCCGGGAGCGCGAGGCUGAGCAGCAAACCAACGGCAAGAAGUUCUACUAUCAGCUCAACAGCAAGAAGCACCACCACUACCAGCCCGACCUCAAGGUGCACGAGCACAUAUUUUCUAAGCCCCGAGACGUCCGCGCCCCGGAGCUGCCCAACAAAGGGUUAAAUGUGCCUCCGGUGCUGCAGCAAAAGUGGGUUCGUGAUAAAGACUCAGGCUGCCUGACUAAAGUGAAAGAUAUCACUAUGGAGCUGAAGAAACUGCCUGCUGACCUCAACGGGCACAAAGAGCCAGAGAAGGUAAAACCCAGAGAGGACGCUUUGCCACAGUCUAAUGGUGUCAGCAGCAAGCUAAAGAUAGUGAAGAACAAAAACAAGAAUGGCCGUAUUGUUAUUGUCAUGAGCAAGUACAUGGAAAAUGGAAUGCAAGCAGCUAAAAUUAAAAGUGGGGACUGUGAUGACACGGCGGAGCAUCCGCGGCAGGGAACGGACAGCGGCGCGGAGAACCACCUGGAGAAGAUGAAACUCGUCAAGAAGCUUGGCCUCAUGAACGGAUUUGCAAGAAACCCCAAAGACAAACCAGCUGUUCCCAGCUCUGGAUUUAACGUAGACUGCCCCAGAGAAAGGCAUCAGUCUCCCAAAGUGGAGCCAACUGCGACCGAGCAGGAUAAACAUGUCGGGGUCAGGGGUCAGGGGCAGCUUCCAGCGGAUCAGCUUUUACAAUUGACAACCAAGCCUAAUCUGCUCUCCCUGCCUUUGGAGAGGGGAGUUCCCUCCGCUCUGGACAAAAGAGCAACCCAAGGUGGAUUUCAAGGACUAAAGCGGCACCUCUCUGACACGGACUGCGAGGAGCACGGGAGUAACAAGAGGUUUUUGAGCUCCAGGAGUAUCAGUGCUCCUAACGCAGUAUCGCCACCCGCCCAAAGCAUCAGCAUCGACCAAAACGGACACAGGGGUGACGUAGGACUGCAGGUCUGCGGGUAUGCAGACCAAGAGGAACCCAUUGACUUGAGCGUUGUCAAGUCCAGGCCUAUAGCUGCAGCAUCCGCAGCGAGCCAGCCGGAAAAAUACACACAAGCUGAAACUCUAGAGUGCACACGGGACAAGACGCAUACGCAAGCCGAAACACAAACGCAAGCGGACGCACAGACAGAAACGCAGCUCCAGAGUGAAACCCAAAACGCUGCGGAGAAGGCGAAAGUUGACUCAUUGUCUGUUUCUAACAAUGACGAGAGGCGAGAGGAGACGUUUCCCUCCUUCCAGCCGUUCCUUGGGAAUAUAGUGAUCACAGACAUUACGACAAACUGCCUCACUGUUACGUUUAAGGAGUAUGUAACAGUGUAACUGAGCUGGAUACCAACUGUGUAACUGUAUACAUGUACAUUAGAAAAAGUUUGAUUUAAAGAUGCUUGAAUGUACAAAUGGACCAUUGGUGUUGUUUUCAUUUCUUAAAAAGCUCUUAAAAGAUUUGAUCUUUUAUCGCAUUAUUUGCAUAUGUCUUCUUCUAAGCUCUAUCUGUUGUUAACGCUGAGAUUCUAUCACACGCAGUGUCUAAUUACAGCUAUUUCAAACUUAGUUUCUAAAGCAAAAUUAGGUCAUGUAAGAUGUCUGAUCCUUAAUUGUCAAUGCACUUAACUCUUGUAAAGACUUCUCACUUUUGUAUGGAUGUAAUUUGGUUUAUACUCAAAGUGUCUACGUCUCAGAUAAUGUUAAAAAUGGUAGGCUAUAUGGAGAAUUUUGUAAGGAAGAAAAAUUAUAUUGAAUCAUGGUAAAUUACACUGUGUGCGUGUGUGUGUGCGUGUGUGUGAGAGCAGAUGGACAGGUUUAACAAGGAGGCAUGCUGCUUGGACAGAUCAUGCAAUUAGGCAUGCUUAAACAAGCAGAUGAAGAGAAAUGAAGCACCCCUGUGUCAAUAAAUGUGAUUUGCGUUGAAAGGGAAGAGGUGAUUAUUAAUGGUUAACUUUUGAUUAUGCUCCUAUUAUUUGGUCUCUGUUCAGUGUUUUUUUUUCUUUUUUUUUGAGUCAUGCAUCUCGAGAUCUAAUAAUGAGCACAAGUCACUUCCAUUACACACUCGAUAUACGACCAUAUGAACGUAUUUAUUUUCAUGUUUUUGCGGCAGCGCUGUGACUCAAAUGGCUUUUUGAAAAAAUGAUAUUGUCACAAAUCUGUGUCCACACUGGCAGUCAAGCUGUGUAAUCCCAAAAGAUUAGUAUACCACCAGCCCGAUGCUCCAUGACUCCCCCCCCCCCCCCCCCCCCCCCCCAAUUCUCUGGCACCCUGACAGGUGUGACAUACACACAGAAAAAGUAUGAAAUAAUUGUGUCAUAUUUUUGUGUAACGUUUGCAACAAAUUGGUAAUUAAAAAGUAUGUAAAAGCACA
Scophthalmus maximus (turbot) is the source of this 3010-nucleotide messenger RNA. Its product is annotated as E3 SUMO-protein ligase CBX4-like. Gene Ontology annotation, biological process: negative regulation of DNA-templated transcription. Lineage: Eukaryota; Metazoa; Chordata; Actinopteri; Pleuronectiformes; Scophthalmidae. The record is from RefSeq and is a predicted model, not a curated record. The transcript has 5 exons. Bases 232 to 1974 code for a protein of 580 amino acids.